AUUAAGCACGUGACUUAACAAGGAAGCAGGAGACCUUUAUAAGUAACUUUUUAAGUGCGACGUUGCUGGGAUAUCACUUCACCACGGCUGCUAAACCAAUAGCAAAGACAGGGGCAACAUGUACGUGUCUCUCCUGAUGUCCACCUUUACGGUCCUGUUUCAACUCGGACACGCGUCGCUUCCUCUCGUCAUCAACACGUGGCCAUUCAAGAACGCGAAUGCUGCAGCGUGGAGCGCCCUGCAGUCCGGGGCCUCGGUGUUGGAUGCCGUGGAGACGGGCUGCGCCCGCUGCGAGGCCGAUCAGUGUAACGGCAGCGUGGGCUUCGGCGGGAGCCCGGACGAGUCCGGAGAGACCACGCUGGACGCCAUGAUCAUGAACGGGGAUACGAUGGAGGCGGGUGCAGUUGCGGACCUGAGAAGGAUAAAGAAUGCCAUUGGAGUAGCGAGAGCUGUGAUGGAGCACACUGACCACACACUGCUCGUGGGAGAGUCGGCGUCUGUGUUUGCUGAAAACAUGGGCUUCAUCGCAGAGGACCUGACUACCAACAAAUCUGUGAAUAUUCUCUCCGAGUGGCUGAAGGGCAACUGCCAACCUAAUUAUAGAAAGAACGUGCUUCCAGAUCCCUCCGCGUCCUGCGGACCCUACAAGCCGAGGGCGACAGCGAGACGGAACAAGAGGGCGCAGGGUGCCAACGAGCGCUCCCACGACACCAUAGGGAUGGUGGCUCUUGAUCGAGACGGUCACAUGGCUGCCGGUACAUCGACCAAUGGGCUAACUCACAAGGUUCCAGGCCGUGUCGGGGACUCUCCCAUCGUCGGAGCAGGGGCCUUCGUCGAUAGCUCAGCUGGGGGCGCCGCCGCUACCGGAGACGGUGACAUCAUGAUGCGCCUUCUGCCGAGUUACUUGGCCGUGGAGCUGAUGAGGGCCGGGGCAGAUCCCUCGGCAGCCUGCAAGACGGCCAUUUCCAGAAUCAAGAGGCAUUACUCGGGGUUCUUUGGAGCCAUCAUCUGUGCUAACACAACAGGCCAUUAUGGUGCCGCCUGUAACAAAGUCCCCGGCUUCUCCCAGUUUCACUUCAUGGUGUCAAACUCUGAGUCCGAAUCCCCACUCAUGGAAUAUGUGGACUGCCUCUGAAUGCUGUAUGAGUGUGUGUGUGUGCAACUCCUUUAUAUACUAAAAUGAAUUGGCACACUCCUUACUGUAUCUGUUUAGACUUGUUUUAAUUAAAAAAAAAAAAAAAAAUGUAAUUUAAAAACAUGUCGCAUGGCAUUUAAAUUAUUUCUUCUACUGUUUUGGAUAUUUAUUAAUCGUUCUCGUGAUGACUUUGAAACGCAUCGUUGACAGAUGAACAUGAUGCACAUUGUUGGAUCGGUAGGUCACACAGUUAAUGAACAUUCGCCACUCGUAACCAUGUUCACUACAAAUCUGUGUAUUUCACAACGUUAAUUAUGGUCCCUUUCUGUAUCGUACAUCCAUGUAUUUAAAUGAACAUAUAGACAUCCGAGUAAAACACAUUAACAACCAGGGAGCCAUGAAACCCCUGCUCCCUUCUCUACCCACUGGAAAAAGUCGCACUGUUUACCCUUUUGAAAGCAGCAAAUGUAGAAAUUCCGGCCGUUGUUGGGUCCCAGUUUCAGAACGGUCCUCAUUAAACAGCGUUUCCCAUGGUGACAAAGGGGGAAGUGCAAGUCAGCCCACUGCAACAGAGGAAAUAAGGUUUUUAUUAACGAUGUUAUCUUUUAUUUCAGGCAUUUAAAUUUGAUGCAAAUGCAUUGCAAUGGUUGUGGCGAAGCCGAAACUAAACUACUUUAAAAAUAAUAAUUAGUCGCUGCGACGCCUUUUCCAGAUUCACCUCGAAGAAGUUACACUUGGUUUCUCUGGGAAGCGAGCAGGCGUAGAACUGCCGUCCCUUGUUGUCCCCGUCCUUGUGGACCGUUCUGAGGGCGGCCGGACGGCGGUGGGAUGCACAACGGGGGGCGACGGGACCGGAGGAAACUAGGGGGCUCGUCGCUUCUAGUUUGCGCACACUGACGGGAGUGAAGGGAAAAACAGUCCUAUUAGUUUGAGACAAAUAGAAAAUAAAACGCAAGUGUGUACCCAUCACAUCAACUCUUUAUUAGGGGACAAACAACCUCUCUAUACCCGUGUGUGUUAACUUGCACUGCAUCCUACGAUGGCUAUUCAUCAAUCUGAACUUUGAAGAAAAAUAAAAACAUCUUUUAACAAUGUUGUAUUACAAUGCCACAGUCUUAUU
This is a messenger RNA of Cyclopterus lumpus (lumpfish), 2255 nucleotides long. It is a transcript of the gene aga, whose product is annotated as aspartylglucosaminidase. Gene Ontology annotation, cellular component: lysosome. Gene Ontology annotation, molecular function: N4-(beta-N-acetylglucosaminyl)-L-asparaginase activity. The record is from RefSeq and is a predicted model, not a curated record. The coding region runs from base 119 to 1135 and encodes 338 amino acids. NCBI's taxonomy places the organism in Eukaryota, Metazoa, Chordata, Actinopteri, Perciformes, Cyclopteridae. Gene Ontology annotation, biological process: protein deglycosylation. The transcript is spliced from 9 exons.